Molecule: messenger RNA, 742 nt
Organism: Patiria miniata (bat star)
Lineage: Eukaryota; Metazoa; Echinodermata; Asteroidea; Valvatida; Asterinidae
Exons: 2
Coding region: 1-543 (180 amino acids)
Molecular function (GO): protein dimerization activity
Source: RefSeq, a predicted model, not a curated record
AUGCAUGACCAUGACCAGUGGUUAGACAUUGAUGUCGUCAUUGACACAGAUGCAUAUUCCCUCAGACACACCAGGGAGGAGUUGAAAGAAAUGUUGCAAGAUUUGGUCAUCACUGAGGCUGAUGCUAACUCUCUUUCUGAAGAUGUCACCCCCCAUACCCAUGGUAUUUCAACAUCAAGUGAAGAGGAAGAGGAAGUUCCUGCGAAAGUUCCACGCCUCCUCGCCAAAUAUAGCCGACACAGACACAGAAGUGGGGGGCCUUCACAAGAGGACACAACUAGGCGGCAACUUGUGAAGUAUCUUCAGGUGGUCAGCGAAUCUCAAUCUAUCCUGAGUGCCCUACAGUUUUGGCAGGACAUGGCCAAAAAGCUUCCAACCCUGUACAAGCUGGCAUGUAAAGUUCUCUCAGUGCCAGCAUCAUCUGCCCCUGUGGAGAGAAUCUCCAGCAGGGGAGGGAUCAUCAUGCGCCCACAUCGUGCACGUUUGUCAGCAGAGAUGCUGUUCAUUUUGAUGUUUCUGAAGUGCAAUGAAGAUAUUCUGUGAAAGGGACCUGUACCUAUACAAAAAAAAAACCUUUUCUGGCACAUUCCAGAAUCCGACAGAACAAAUGGUUGUUAAUAACUAUUGUAUUAUCAAGUACAGUAUUAUUGUAAAACAAGUACACAAAGGAUUUAACAGUAAUUAUCUAACAGCACAAGACAUACUCAGUUUGUUUUACAUCAAUAAAAGACUUUCAUUUCAA